This is a messenger RNA of Platichthys flesus (European flounder), 1535 nucleotides long. RefSeq names its product ras-related protein Rab-9A-like. Gene Ontology annotation, cellular component: phagocytic vesicle; lysosome; late endosome. Gene Ontology annotation, molecular function: GTPase activity; GTP binding. Bases 627 to 1232 code for a protein of 201 amino acids. Gene Ontology annotation, biological process: retrograde transport, endosome to Golgi. The record is from RefSeq and is a predicted model, not a curated record. Lineage: Eukaryota; Metazoa; Chordata; Actinopteri; Pleuronectiformes; Pleuronectidae. The transcript has 4 exons.
CUGAUUAGUUGCAUGUGUUCUGAUAUGGGUGAUGCAGCCCCCUCGUCACUGAGAUACAGUAGGAAUGUGUGUGUCUGUGUGUGUGUGGUAUCUGCAGCGUUGUGGCGUUUCUCUGUGUUGUGUCUCCUCUCAGAUCCUCCCUAUCUUUCUUCUGGUUGUUGUGUUGUGUGAAGGAUUUCACCCCUUCAGUCACAGCGGUGUGUCAGUGCUGCUGCCUCCACCCUCCUCCACCUCACACUGACAGAGAGAGAGAGAGAGAUAACGUAGGUGGAGGUAAGAAGAUGGAGCUGCUAAUGACUCAAGUAGAUGUUCAUGCAGUUUGACACAUGAAGCACGAUGCAUCGCGGACACAUGCAGGAGAGCGCAUGAUGAGAGGAGGCGGGACACUCCCGGGUCAUAUGAGCGUCACCGGCGGCUGCGCGGGGCCACAGAGCAGCGGGGGCCACCACCGCAGCUCCGCGUCCCCGGCUGACAGCUGCACCCGGCCGGCAUGGAAGAGGAGGCUCCACCGUGCUCACAGAUUGUCUGACAGGAUGAGCCACGUGCGGACAUAACGGUGAAACCCCGUCCUCCACUGUUGGCUUCCUCAAACUUUCGUGGAGACUCAAACUGCUCUGACCACGACCAUGACGUCCAAGUCAACUUUCCUGAAGGUGAUCCUUCUGGGUGACGGCGGCGUGGGGAAGUCGUCCCUCAUGAACCGCUACGUCACCAACAAGUUCGACUCGCACCUCUUCCACACCAUCGGCGUGGAGUUCCUCAACAAGGAGCUGGAGGUGGACGGGCACAGCGUCACGCUGCAGAUCUGGGACACGGCGGGUCAGGAGCGCUUCCGCAGCCUCCGCACGCCGUUCUACCGCGGCUCCGACUGCUGCCUGCUCACCUUCAGCAUCGACGACCGACAGAGCUUCCGCAACCUGGCCAACUGGAAGAAGGAGUUCACGUAUUACGCCGACGUCAAGGACCCGGACAACUUCCCCUUCGUGGUUCUGGGCAACAAAGUGGACGUGCUGGAGCGCCAGGUGUCGGGGGAGGACGCGAGACGGUGGUGCGGAGAGAAUGGCGGACACCCGUACUUUGAGACAUGCGCCAAGGAUGCUACGAACGUGGCGCCGGCCUUCGAGGAGGCGAUUCGCGGUAUCCUGGCGUUGGAUGACAGAGCGGACGACCUCAUCCACUCCAACACGGUGGACUUACAGAGAAAGAGUCGCCCGAACCCCAGCUGCUGCUGAGCCGAGAGGAACGCCCCGGCUCACGAGACGCUUGGUGCAGUUUGUGGUUCGGCCAAAAGAGGAACUGGUGUUUGCCCGGCUGCGUCUGAACAUUCUGCGGUGUUCUUCUCACUUCAGCCUUUUUAAGACGGAUGAUUACAUUUCAAAGAACGGACGACAUUCGGUGCCAACUUUCAACUUUUCCUUUUUUUACCAUCAAGGGACCGGAAACUUCGUGGACCAGCUCGAAGUUCGGAGACGCGGUUAUUACUCGAUGAAAAGCAAUAAAGAACGUCAAAUGAAAUAAAAGCUCUAAUAUAUCUU